Triticum dicoccoides is the source of this 1345-nucleotide messenger RNA. Its product is annotated as actin-1-like. The coding region runs from base 84 to 1217 and encodes 377 amino acids. Lineage: Eukaryota; Viridiplantae; Streptophyta; Magnoliopsida; Poales; Poaceae. The transcript is spliced from 2 exons. The record is from RefSeq and is a predicted model, not a curated record.
GUACUCCCUUGUGUUAGAUCCAAGAAGCAACCACAAACAAGAAUCAACAACAAGAGAGGAGGAGGAAGAAGAAGAGAUCGAAGAUGGCCGACGGCGAGGACAUCCAGCCGCUGGUGUGCGACAACGGGACAGGUAUGGUGAAGGCCGGGUUCGCCGGCGACGACGCGCCCCGGGCGGUGUUCCCCAGCAUCGUGGGGCGGCCGCGGCACACGGGGGUCAUGGUGGGCAUGGGGCAGAAGGACGCGUACGUGGGCGACGAGGCGCAGUCCAAGCGUGGUAUCCUCACCCUCAAGUACCCCAUCGAGCACGGCAUCGUCUCCAACUGGGACGACAUGGAAAAGAUCUGGCAUCACACCUUCUACAACGAGCUCCGCGUGGCCCCCGAGGAGCAUCCCGUCCUGCUCACCGAGGCGCCCCUCAACCCCAAGGCCAACCGUGAGAAGAUGACCCAGAUCAUGUUCGAGACCUUCAACACCCCCGCCAUGUACGUCGCCAUCCAGGCCGUGCUCUCCCUCUACGCCUCCGGGCGAACCACCGGUAUCGUGCUCGACUCCGGUGACGGUGUGAGCCACACGGUGCCCAUCUACGAGGGGUACGCGCUGCCCCACGCCAUCCUCCGUCUCGACCUCGCCGGACGCGACCUCACCGACCACCUCAUGAAGAUCCUCACGGAGCGCGGCUACUCCUUCACCACCACGGCGGAGCGCGAAAUCGUCCGCGACAUGAAGGAGAAGCUCUCCUAUAUCGCCCUCGACUACGACCAGGAGAUGGAGACCUCCAAGACCAGCUCCUCCGUGGAGAAGAGCUACGAGCUGCCCGACGGCCAGGUCAUCACAAUCGGCGCCGAGCGCUUCCGCUGCCCGGAGGUGCUCUUCCAGCCAUCCUUCAUCGGGAUGGAAGCCGCGGGGAUCCACGAGACCACCUACAACUCCAUCAUGAAGUGUGAUGUGGACAUCAGGAAGGACCUCUACGGCAACAUCGUCCUCAGUGGUGGCACCACCAUGUUCACCGGCAUCGCCGACAGGAUGAGCAAGGAGAUCACCGCCCUCGCGCCCAGCUCCAUGAAGAUCAAGGUCGUCGCCCCGCCCGAGAGGAAGUACAGUGUGUGGAUCGGAGGCUCCAUCCUCGCCUCCCUCAGCACCUUCCAGCAGAUGUGGAUCGCCAAGGCCGAGUACGACGAAUCCGGACCAUCCAUCGUCCACCGGAAAUGCUUCUAGAUACUCAUAUAUCCACCCCAUUCCAUCGUCAUUAUCUUACCUUAUCAUCAUCAUCAUCAUCAUCACCAAACAAAACAAAAGUAAAGGCGCGCCGACGAUGCAUGGGAUCAUCACUACUACUGCUGCCG